ACACCAAAGUGCAAUUGCUAGUUGUAUAACAUAAAGUUAAACCUAGGGGUUGCAAGAGGAAUUCUGCAUCCUUGGUCACUGUAUAAAUCGCGGGAUGCCGAUGAAAAUGGCGUGGAGUUAAAUUGGUGGGCAAUAGAGAUUGUAGAGAGGAAGAAUGGCAUUGGCAAGGAAGGUGGUGGAGAAGUUAAUAUGGAGGAGCAACGUAUCGUAUCGCCAAUGUUCAAGCUCUGCAUCAUCAUAUUGGGGAACCUGGGAGCCCACAAACAAUCCUCGCGUUGCCCAGGCCAGAUUGGUAAAGAUUCGAAAGGAUUAUAAAAUGCAGGUGAGCGAACUGCGCAAGCAAUAUUACAAUGAAUUACAGGCCCAGAAAUUGGAGGAAGAUGCCAUGGCCAAGCUCCGAAGAUCCCGUGUUUUGGCUGCCAAGGAGAAAAGGAAUGCGGCCAAGAAGGAACAGGCACGACUCUCUGCACUUGAGCGCCUACAACAACAAGCAGAGUUUACACAACUGCUGCUCAAAGAGAAAGCUGAGAAGGCUGAAAGGCAGAUGAGGAAAUUACGGCAGAUUGAGAAAAGGAGAGAUAAGGACAAGGAACUUAUACGGCAGAAAAGUUCUCAAUGGAUUGACGAGAAAGAGCUGGAUAGGAGAAUAGUUGAAGCUUUUGUGGAUACCACUCAACUGUAGAGUUGAUCUGCUUUAUCAUUAGUAUGCAAUGAGUUGCAUAGAACAUGGUAUUUUUGUUUCGUGGUUUCUUAUAGAUCUAUCGUGAUUCUUAGGUGGACUAUUAGGACAAUUCUGCAUCUGUCACGAAAAUUGUAACUCAUAGUUGUGUAAUCUUGUGUUUUUGAUACGUGAAAGAGAUUUUGAAGAACCUGGAUUGAGAUGGUUUGUACUAAAUUUGGAAUAACUUGUGAAGAUUGCGUUGCAAAGUAUUUUGUACCCCAUACAGUUAAAACGAAAAAGAGAUUAUUAAGAAAA
This is a messenger RNA of Cryptomeria japonica (Japanese cedar), 976 nucleotides long. RefSeq lists its product as uncharacterized. Bases 155 to 682 code for a protein of 175 amino acids. NCBI's taxonomy places the organism in Eukaryota, Viridiplantae, Streptophyta, Pinopsida, Cupressales, Cupressaceae. The record is from RefSeq and is a predicted model, not a curated record. The transcript is spliced from 2 exons.